Molecule: messenger RNA, 1546 nt
Organism: Hemicordylus capensis (graceful crag lizard)
Lineage: Eukaryota; Metazoa; Chordata; Lepidosauria; Squamata; Cordylidae
Gene: RAB8A
Product: RAB8A, member RAS oncogene family
Exons: 8
Coding region: 76-738 (220 amino acids)
Biological process (GO): protein secretion; neurotransmitter receptor transport to postsynaptic membrane; protein localization to plasma membrane
Cellular component (GO): endosome; plasma membrane; synaptic vesicle
Molecular function (GO): GTPase activity; GTP binding
Source: RefSeq, a predicted model, not a curated record
GGAGCCGGGUGAUGCCCGGCGGCGGCAGCAGCCAAUGCGAGCCCAGCUCGGCCUGGCAGACGUGCCAGCCGGCCAAUGGGGGCGCGCGGCGGCGGCGGCGCCCGGCCAAGGACCAUGGCGAAGACCUACGACUACCUCUUCAAGCUGCUGCUGAUCGGCGACUCCGGCGUGGGCAAGACGUGCGCGCUCUUCCGCUUCAGCGAGGACGCCUUCAACGCCACCUUCAUCUCCACCAUCGGUAUUGAUUUCAAGAUCAGAACUAUUGAGCUUGAUGGCAAGAAGAUUAAGCUGCAGAUCUGGGACACUGCUGGACAGGAACGGUUUCGGACCAUCACGACUGCUUACUACAGAGGAGCCAUGGGCAUCAUGCUGGUGUAUGACAUCACCAAUGAGAAGUCAUUUGAAAAUAUUCGGAACUGGGUUCGGAACAUUGAAGAGCACGCAUCUCCAGAUGUUGAGAAAAUGAUCCUAGGGAACAAGUGUGACAUGAACCACAAGCGCCAGGUUUCCCGAGAGCAAGGAGAGAAGCUGGCUGUUAGCUUUGGGAUCAAGUUCAUGGAGACCAGUGCAAAGGCAAACAUCAACGUAGAGAACGCAUUUUUUACUCUGGCAAGAGACAUCAAAGCAAAAAUGGACAAGAAACUGGAAGGCAACAGCCCUCAGGGCAGCAGCCAAGGUGUGAAGAUCACCCCCGACCCGCAGAAGAAAAGCAACUUUUUCCGAUGUGCCCUUCUCUAGGGGGCCCAGGCUUUCCCACAAGCCUCCACUCAGCCUCCCGGGACUGUGCCUGCUCAUGGCAAGGGGCUUCCUGUGGCUGGAUUUGACCCCUUGCCACACCCCCAGCCACGCUGCGCCCAUCUGAGCAGAACUGGGAAGGGGGCUACUUUCCGUGGCUCUCUUUUCUGCGCUGGUGGAGAAACGUGGCCUCUUCCUAUCACAUGCGUUGUUCAGUUGGGGUUUGGGCUCUGAGGGACUCCUGCCGUGUAACCUUGGAGAAGCCGCUGCCAGUCUGGGUAGACAAUACUGAGCUAAGUGGACCAAGGGUCUGACUCAGUAGGGGGCCGCUUCCUCUGUUCCUGUGAGAAAUCUGUGGAUCAAGAGAUUAGCUGGAGGAAGUUUCCUAGCAGGUUUCUCUCCCUGCCCCGUGCGUUCUCAUUCUCUCUCUCUGGUGUGUUUUGUCUUGAAUCUGGUAGAAAAAGUAAGUUAGGGAUCAGAAUAACUCUCAGUGAUUCCUCAACCAAUGAAUUCCCAAUCUGCAGAUCAUUAGGGCAUGGGACGUGGAGCUGUUUGUAGGGCUGAACUGGACGGCCAGCAAAAACAAGCACUGAUUUUUUGGUAGCAGGCACACCCCACUCUCUCUCUCUCUCACACACACACACACACACGCCCUUGCUUGUGGGGUGGGGGUCUUGCAGCUAGCUCUUCCCCUUCACGAGAAGGGCUUCUUUUUGCUCCUGGUGUGCUCUUGGCAAUCCUUGUAGUCAGUCCUGUCAGGGUAGAAAUUGCACAAUGCCUCCAAAUAAAAUAAAUCUAUUUUUUUAGAGAA